Molecule: messenger RNA, 2774 nt
Organism: Rhagoletis pomonella (apple maggot)
Lineage: Eukaryota; Metazoa; Arthropoda; Insecta; Diptera; Tephritidae
Source: RefSeq, a predicted model, not a curated record
GUGGUGGUGGUGGUGGUAUUCGCACAAGACGUACCGGCCUGCUGACUGUAACAGAACGACCGCCAGUGAUAAGUCCUGAGCUUAUACGCGAGGUGGAAUCGCGCAUGAAUCGCAAUUACUUGCCACCUGCUUUAAAAAUGCAGCAACAUCAAUCACAUCCGCACCAGCAUAGCGCAACGAAUCCCACGCUCAGCCAAUCCCCUCCCACUGGCGCCUUUGCGCCUUACCAUUCGUCAUCGAGCGCCAAUAUUUUGCCUACCCAGGCAUUAGCAAAUGCAGCCAUGACGGCACAAGGUCCUCCUAACGCUUCUGGAAAUAGUAGGCGUGUUCAUUUCAAAUCCACCAACAAGCUGCCAACCGUGCAAGAAGUUGGACGCUACAGCCCCGUAAGGCGCGCAUCCGAAGGAUCGAAAGCACAAUUCCAAGGACCAUUACAAGAGUGUCAGUAUCUGCAAAAAGUAUCAGCACAACGUAAUUUUUUGGUUGCACCAACACCGCCACUUUCAGAUAAUUCAAUUAGUUUACCUGGUACCCCCAUACAUGGCAAGCCCGCUCCGCACAUGAUAUUCCGUCGUGGUCAAGAUAUUGAGGUACCACCUGAAGCUGUACGAGCUCUGAUGCCGCAGCUUGAUCGCCUUGUCAGGGAGCAUCGACUGAGCACGGAUAUAGCCAAUAAAGUAAUAGCUACUGGUAUGGUGCCGCUUGACUUAGCGUCCCAUUUGGGCUUGACAGCACAUUCCGCAAGUGCUGCCGUAAGUGGUGGCCACCUAGAGACGGCGUCGUCUCCCAUGCAACACCAAGCAAUGUAUAGUUUGAGUGUGUCGCCACUCUCCUUGCCAAAUAGCGCUAGCGCCAGCGUUAUGGGCGCCGUUAGUGGACCGUUAACGGCACCACCAACUGCAUGUAGCCACAAUAUGGGUGCACACUCGAAACAGAUGCUGGGUCAAGGUCCAUACCAGCAACAGUAUUUGGGUCUAAUGCAUCCGCAAAUGCAUUAUCCCGGCAAUGGACUGGUUGGUCAAUUCAGUCACAUAACACUUAGUGCGGGUGUGAGUACUUGCGCGAGUCCAGGUCAAUUUAGUGGUUCAAAUAGCAGUAGCGGUUGUCAGUCGCCCAUUUAUAGCAGUUUUAGCGGCUCAUCUUCACCCAACCCCUAUAUGCCAGGCGCAGGGCCAUUCAAUCCCUGCAGUAUUGUCGGCAGCGGUGGCGGCGGUGGUGGCUCAUCACCACUGCAUCAAAUUACGAAAGGUAUCUCGGUGCUUUCCACUGGCGGCGGUGGUUCGAUAACACGCGGCACUUCAGCUGCCAGUGAAAUAGCCUCCUCCGCAGCCGCCGCUGCUGCUGCAGCCAAUCAGCCGCUAGAUCUUUCCAUGGAUGUGUGUGCUUCGGACAGCUCUGCUGCGGAAACGCCCACGAAUGCAUUUGCUCAACAACAUGUCAACUGGAUGUUGCCGCAAGUAACUUGCUUCGAUCUCAAGCCGCUAAAUUUGUCGCCAGCACAACCGGUGCGGGUUGUGCCCACGCCACCUGCCUCGCCCAAUCUUUGUAUCAUACAGGAGGAGAAUGCCAAUGGACAAAUGUAUCAUACCAUCACAACGGGUACGCCACAUGCAGGCUGCACCGGCGGGCUAAUCAACGAGGAUUUGGCAUCGCCAUGUCAACCGUCGCAUCCGCAAAUAUGUCUGACAGAUGUGCAGGGCAGCGAGAUCACGUUGGUGGCGCUGAGUUCGGAAAAUAGCCGUGACAGUGACUGCGAUUCGCUAGAGCCGCACACGUCUCUGAUGUCAUUACAGGGACUUAUAAUCACUGAACCUUCCAGCGAUAUGCCUUCGAUUACACGUGGCAUAGGACGCAAAACUAGUUUAGAAUGCGCUAACGACAGCCACACGACGCGUCUAGAAAGCGAUGCCAGCACGUCCAGUAAUGCACAAAACGCCAGCGAUUCACAUCGACGCGGCAGUGAUAAAUCGCUUGGCUUCUCCGACGAUUCACUAAGUAAUGAUUCAAACAAUCUCUCACCCUGUCAAGAGCCUUCCGCUAGCUCCGGCUUCAAAUCGGACUCACAUUCCGAGAUUGGCGAUCAUACCGAGGGACAUUUAUCACCCGAUUCCAUUUGCGAUUCACGACGCAUGUCAGAAGAGAUGUGCUACGAAGUGCCGUUGCCGCAUGAAUGCUCCAACCUUGACCCGACACGCAUACUGGAGUUGGUCAAACAAACCAUUGACCAAACGAUGCCACCAAAAGGUGCAGUCCUGCACAAAGGACUGCCGGAAGAGUACGUUGGUAGCGCGAGCGUAGCUGGAGCAACUGGUGAGACGCGCAUAAGUAACGCCAGCGAAUCAUCAGCGACAUCGAUGGACACAAGCAGUAGCACGUCAGGCUACUGUGGCGGCUUUGGCGGUACCGUUGGAGGUGGCGGUAGCACAAGUACAAAUCUUAGCUUGGAGUACUCGGGCGGCCUACAAAUCGAGUUGCAAGUGUGUGAAGGCCGCAGCCGUGACAAUCAAACGGCUGGCAAAGGUAUCAAACUGCGACGCAUCUCGGGCGAUCAAUUCGAAUAUGGCAAAUUGUGUCAGCAGUUGAUUAACAAGUUAACCAUGCAGCAGGUAGCCGGUUAAGUACAAGUGCAAGUAAAAAGAAUUGUAAGCGUGAGUAAACCGUGAGCACUUUGGAUGUACAUACCUACAUAUGUAUGUAUGUAGUAUGUGCAUAGCAUUUAUGGUAGCACGUGGCGUGGCGUAUAAGUAAGGCGUGUAAAUCAGGAGCGUGUAAAA